Messenger RNA from Juglans microcarpa x Juglans regia, 2456 nucleotides. RefSeq names its product TOM1-like protein 6. The record is from RefSeq and is a predicted model, not a curated record. Gene Ontology annotation, biological process: protein transport to vacuole involved in ubiquitin-dependent protein catabolic process via the multivesicular body sorting pathway. Gene Ontology annotation, molecular function: ubiquitin binding; phosphatidylinositol binding. NCBI's taxonomy places the organism in Eukaryota, Viridiplantae, Streptophyta, Magnoliopsida, Fagales, Juglandaceae.
AUGUUGUGAGAGAACGAGGAAGGAAAAGAGUGAGCGGAAAAGAAAAAAAAAAACGUAAAUUCAGGAAGAAAGAAAGACAGAAUGAAGUUUGAACAAACGUAGAUAGGCGUCGUCGCUGGAGUCGUUCCGUCUGAAUUUUCUCGGUAAACAAACAGCAGGGGGCUUCUGUUGUUUGUCAUAGCAAAAGCUUUCUGCAUAGAGGGACGGAGAGAGAGAGAGAGAGAAAUGGCUUUGUCUUUGUCUUUAUCUCUGUCAUCUUCGUCUUCGGCGACGGUGGCAGUGGACAAGGCGACGAGCGAUCUUCUGAUAGGUCCUGAUUGGACUAUGAACAUCGACAUAUGCGACUCCGUCAAUUCCCAUCAUUGGCAGGCAAAAGAUGUCGUGAAAGCUGUGAAGAAAAGGUUGCAACAUAAGAACCCAAAAGUUCAACUACUGUCUUUGACGCUCUUGGAAACAAUGGUGAAGAACUGUGGUGACUAUGUCCAUUUUCAAGUUGCUGAGAAGAAAAUAUUAGAGGAGAUGAUCAAAAUUGUCAAGAAAAAGGCAGAUAUGCAAGUUAGAGAAAAAAUCUUGGUAUUGAUAGAUUCUUGGCAAGAGGCUUUUGGGGCUGGAGGAAAGCAUCCUCAGUACUACAUGGCAUAUGAGGAACUAAGGCAUUCUGGAGUAAAAUUUCCCAAGCGUUCUUUAGAUGCAGCUCCAAUAUUUACACCACCUGUAAGUCAUCCAACCCUGAGACUCAGUCAAGCAAGAUAUGGAAGAAUGCCUAGCAAUUCUUCAAGGAGGCUUGAUGAAACCAUGGCAACGGAAAUAGAAAGCUUAAGUUUGUCAGACAUGGAUUCUAUGCGGAAUGUUAUGGAGCUUUUAAGUGACAUGCUUCAAGCUGUGAACCCCAAUGACCGUGCAGCUUUAAGAGAUGAAGUUAUCGUUGAUCUUGUAAAUCGCUGCCGUUCCAACCAGAAAAAGCUGAUGCAGAUGCUAACUACGACUGGGGACGAGGAACUUCUUGGUCAAGGUCUUGAAUUAAAUGACAGUCUACAAAGCUCGCUUGCAAAACAUGAUGCUAUAGCUUCUGGUUACCCCCUGCCAGCUUUAGCUGCAAAUUCCAGCACUGAAGUAUGUGCCUCCAACACUAAACCAAGUGUAGCAUUAAGCUUCAGCCCAAGACCUAAUGCUGUACAACCAGUUCUCACAAUUACAAGGGCCCCAAUUGAUGAGGAGGAGGAAGAGGAAGAUGAAUUUGCACAGCUUGCUCGAAGGCAUUCUAAAACUCAGCCCAAGACUUUUCACAGUACUGGAACCAACGAGGCUCUAUUGUCAAUGAAUACCAGCACUUCAAUAACAUCUGUCCUUGCAGCCCCAACAUCUGGACCACAUACUGCAUUAGCACUACAUGAUCUACCUGCACCAGUUAGGAGUACGAAAGAACAGGACAUGAUUGACCUUUUGAGUAUCACCUUAUCGACAAUGUCAGCCUCCCCUCAUACUCACACUCCACCAGCCUCUAACCAAAACAUGAACCAGGUUCCUAUUUCCCCCAGUGCACAACGUUAUCUCAAUGCUCCCCAAACUUAUGCUGGAAACCAAGGGCAAGUAUCCAAUAAUAGUUAUGUUGUUCCAUGGGCCCAACCACAACUGCAACCUCAAGGCUUUCAACAAGUCCGACAUCAACCUCAAAGCUUUCAACAGGUUCUGACUCAACCUCAAAGCUCUCAACAUGUUCAAACUCGGCCUCGACCUCAAAGCUUUCAACAAGUUCAACCUCAACCUCAAAGCUUUCAACAAGUUCAACCCCAGGCUCAACCCCAGCCACAACUAAAAUCCCAGUCCCGACCACAAAUGCAACCUCACUACCAAUAUCCCCCUUAUUAUCCUCCACCACCUUGGGCUCCAACCCCGGUUUAUUCUAACAACCAGAACCAUGAGUCUACGACUCCACAAGCCAAUAAAACUGCAUCUUACACGCCCAUGCAUGCGACUCGACCCUUGCAGCAUUAUAAUUCUUUCCCUUCAGCAGGAAUCAAUGGUUAUGCUAUGUAUGGAGAACCACGGGUGAGUGCUGGACCUAGGAACCCUGCUGCAGCCCCUGCCCCUGCAGCAGGACCAAAGUCCUUUGUUCCCUCGUACAGAUUGUUUGAAGAUAUCGAUGUUUUUGGCAAUGUAGCAAGCGGCAGCACAUCAUCUAGCUUGUCAGGAAGUUCUGGACAGGGUAUGGUUGGCUGGAGAAAGUGAAAGGCUAAUGAUACAGCUUGCGGAAGAGGAUAGACCUAUGUGAAUAUGUUGGGUAUCAAUAUCAGUGUCUUCUUCGACUUCAAAAUGUAAUGUAUUUUCUUUUGGUACACGCAUUGGUUUGUUACGAUUGCCAUUGAUGGUCGACAUCAGUGUGUUGCUUGUGAUCGUGAGUGCAAGCAAAAGAUGUAAAAUUCCUUCCGGCAAAUACAAUGCAUUUGGUUUCCUGU